This is a messenger RNA of Mycena citricolor, 863 nucleotides long. NCBI's taxonomy places the organism in Eukaryota, Fungi, Basidiomycota, Agaricomycetes, Agaricales, Mycenaceae. The record is from the annotation of a GenBank genome assembly.
CCCUGCUUGAUAGGGUUCAACUGAUCGCAUCAACGUCGACCUUCCGUCUCAGAUUUCUCAGUUGCAGUAGCUCCACCCAUCAUCCAUCGUUUUUAGGCGUUAUUUCUCUACAAUUUGAAAACCGAUUUAGACGGCGGGGCUGUGGCACGAACAUUCCGGAAGCCAUUAGAUCACUGCUGAUAGUGAAUCAUGGCAGGCCAUCAAAUUUAUGCGAAUCCUCGCAAUUUGCGCCGUAUUUUACCUUAGCGAGUUGCUCCGCACGAAGCAUCUAAACUCCCUCCCCCACCUCCACCUCCACCCUCCACUCAUGUCUGUGCACACCUUCCAGCCCCCGCGGCUCGCCGUGCAGCUCUCGCUCGGGCACAAAUUCCAGCACUGGUUCCUGCUCUUCUCGCACGACUACCGCACCGCCGACAGCCGCGAGGUGGCGCGCCUCAGCGCGCCGCACCCCCCGCCGCCCGGCGCAAAAUCACCGGGCUCGCGCCCGCUGCGCCCACGCUUCUGGUUCGAUCCGCACGCCGCGUCCGGGUGGGAGCGCGACGGGGAGUCGCUGCUGGACGUCCUCCUGUCGCUGGAUCUGCGCGAGCCGCCGAUCCUCGCGGUGGUGGAGGAGCAGACGGGGAUGCGGAGCGUCGAGGUGCUGGUCCCGGAGGAGCGGCUGUGCCGAUUCUGUGAGGGCUGCGAGCGGUGGGAGGUGCUUCACUCGGCGGAGUGGAGGUGGUUUCGUGUGCGCGACGGUCCUCUGCCGAGCUACCUGUGCCCGUCCUGCACCGAAAGGACUGGAUUGGGGCUCGUGCGCAGAGGUGCUGGAGGCGCAUAUGGGAUUCGAUCGCCUAAUCUUGUCACAGUCUAACGCGUCACGC